This is a messenger RNA of Neltuma alba, 1041 nucleotides long. Its product is annotated as ribonuclease 3-like. The record is from RefSeq and is a predicted model, not a curated record. Gene Ontology annotation, molecular function: RNA binding; ribonuclease T2 activity. The transcript has 4 exons. Gene Ontology annotation, cellular component: extracellular region. Gene Ontology annotation, biological process: RNA catabolic process. NCBI's taxonomy places the organism in Eukaryota, Viridiplantae, Streptophyta, Magnoliopsida, Fabales, Fabaceae. Bases 56 to 823 code for a protein of 255 amino acids.
AGUAACUCCAGAAACAGACGCAAAACUCAAUGCUUGCUCCUCAAAGCAAUGAUAUAUGAUGAACUCUCUAUAUAUGCACCUUCUGAGUUUGCCUAGCUACUUGCAUUCGAUAGAGAGAUCAUAUAUAGAGAUGACCGUGAAGAUGAAGCCCAACUUUUCCUUACUGUCCAGACUUAUAGUACUACAAUGCCUAUCAGUACUGUGCAGUUGUCAGGAUUUUGAUUUUUUCUACUUUGUUCAGCAGUGGCCAGGAGCAUACUGUGACACAAAGCAUAACUGUUGCUACCCGAAGACUGGAAAACCUGCAGCAGAUUUCAGCAUUCAUGGACUCUGGCCUAACAACAAGGAUGGCUCUUGGCCCUCUAACUGUAAUCCUGAUAGCGUCUUUGAUAAAUCUCAGAUUACAGAACUGAUUAGCAAUAUGGAAAAGGAUUGGCCAUCACUAAGCUGUCCAAGUGGCAACAACCUGAGGUUUUGGUCUCAUGAAUGGGAAAAACAUGGAACCUGCUCAGAAUCUGAGCUUGAUCAGCGUGACUACUUUGAAACUGCUCUUAAACUCAAGCAGAAAGCCAACCUCCUCAACAUCCUCAACCACGCAGGGAUUAAAGCUGAUGAUGGAUCGUACAGUUUACAAAGAAUUAAAGAGGCUAUAAAGAAGGGCGUUGGGUUUACUCCUGGAAUUGAGUGCAAUGUGGAUUCAAGACACAACAGCCAGCUUUAUCAAGUUUAUCUGUGCGUGGACGCUUCUGGGUCAGAUUUUAUUGAGUGCCCUAUUCUUCCCACAAGCAGAUGCAGUUCACAAGUCCAGUUUCCCAAGUUUUAAGACAAUUACUAAUUACAAUGAAAGAUAACAGAAUACGUUUUAAUUUGUUGGCUUCCUCCAUAAUCUUUAAUAUUGUCUCUGGAUUGUUUCAUUCCUAUUCUUAUCAUUUACUCCAAUAAUCUGAUUGAUGAGUUGUGGCUAAGCUACUCAAACACGAGCUCGUUUACCAGAUGCUUGUCCCUGGCACUUUUGUUAUCAAUCAUCAUUACUUCUUCGAU